AUGCUCAAGAAGAAGGAGAAGCUCGAGCAGAUGCGCGAGCUCGGGCGCGGAGGUCUGUCCAAGGGGUUGAGCUUCCUUCGCACGGCUACUGCCAAUGCGUCACUAGAGAAUGGUGACGCCUCCUCUUCUUCGUCUCCCCCCAUCGCCGAGGGAGGGGGCACUAAUACCAAUCGGAUGACGUAUGAGGAGCUGUUGGCGCUCAGUAUGAAGCUCACACGACAGAACAAGCUCAUGAAGGCUCAAUACCAGAAGAACCAAAGCAAACUAGCUGCUGCAUUCACGAGUGAUGCUGAUGUACAGGCAUUACGGGGCUUUUUAGAGCAUGAUCUGGGGCUAGAUGUGGCUGCAUGUGUCAAGACAGAGGAGAAUAGUACCCCCGGGGGAUCUAUUGACGUUGAAGUACUCAAGGAGAAGUAUCGUAUCUUAUCGGAAUUGAAACAGAAAGAGGAAAGCAAGCCACAAGCGCCUGUGGAGAGCGUCAACCUACUAGAUCUGUCACCUGUUGCGACCGACAAAACGCCUGCGAAGUACGAGGAGAUCGAUCUAUUGGGAGGGGACAGUAAGCGUGUCCCCCUGGAGGACGCUCAGGUGGACGAGGCGAUGCAGCAAGUGGAGCGGAUGAGAGAGCAGCUGAGACAGGGCGCUCUACAGACUCAGGAGCUGGAGAAGAAGCUUCUGGAGAGAGAUGAACAGAAGAGCUGGAGGAGACGCAGAGACUGA
Molecule: messenger RNA, 720 nt
Organism: Phytophthora infestans T30-4
Lineage: Eukaryota; Oomycota; Peronosporomycetes; Peronosporales; Peronosporaceae
Exons: 2
Coding region: 1-720 (239 amino acids)
Source: RefSeq, a predicted model, not a curated record